CAACAAUGUCAAUCACUCUGCCUGCCAGUCUAUGCAAAUCGAGGAACAGAUGCGGAACAGGGAGAAGAAGCAGCACAUAGCGGGCAAACAGCGGUAGAGGGGGCGAGCGACUGUUGCCCUUCAUCAUUUCACCACAGCUACUUUCAAUUGCGGGCCCGUUGUAUUAUUUUAUCGAUUUGGACUCGAAUAUAUACUGAACCGCUGUGAAAAUGGCGCAGCCAGACAGCAAGAAAAUAUUCUUUGAGAACCUGUCGGGAGCGGGGAAAGCUAUCGCCGUGCUGACAAGCGGAGGGGAUGCUCAAGGGAUGAAUGCUGCUGUACGUGCUGUGGUUCGAAUGGGGUUAUAUGUGGGAGCAAAAGUUUAUUUCAUUCAUGAGGGAUAUCAGGGUAUGGUGGACGGUGGAGAGAACAUUAAGGAAGCCUCAUGGGAAAGCGUCUCCAGCAUGCUACAAGUGGGUGGGACUGUCAUUGGCAGUGCCCGCUGUAAAGAGUUUCGCACCCAUGAGGGACGCCUGAAGGCAGCUCACAACCUGGUGCAGCACGGAAUCACCAACCUGUGUGUGAUCGGUGGAGAUGGCAGUCUGACAGGAGCCAACCUCUUCAGGGAGGAGUGGAGUGGGCUUCUGACGGAGCUGGUGGAGCAAGGCUUGAUCGAAGCCGAUGCCGUUCAGAAGUAUUCGGCCCUUCACAUUGUGGGGAUGGUUGGCUCCAUUGAUAACGACUUCUGUGGAACUGACAUGACAAUCGGUACUGACUCUGCUCUGCACAGAAUCAUCGAGGUGGUGGACGCAAUUAUGACAACUGCUCAGAGUCACCAGAGGACAUUUGUGUUAGAGGUCAUGGGCCGACACUGCGGCUACCUUGCCUUGGUGAGCGCCCUGGCUUGUGGUGCUGACUGGGUGUUGAUCCCUGAGAUGCCCCCAGAGGACGGCUGGGAGGAUAAGAUGUGUCAGAAACUGUCAGCGAACCGAGCAGGGAUGAAAAGGCUGAAUAUCAUAAUUGUAGCUGAAGGGGCGAUUGAUCAGAACAACAUGCCCAUUACCACUGACUAUAUCAAGAAUCUUGUUGUUAAAUGCUUGGGUUUCGACACGCGAGUGACAAUCCUGGGGCAUGUGCAGAGAGGAGGGACCCCUUCUGCUUUUGACCGCAUACUGGCCAGUCGAAUGGGUGUGGAGGCUGUUCUUGCCCUUCUGGAGACCACAGCCAACACGCCAGCCUGUGUGGUCUCUCUGUGCGGUAACCAAUCGGUGCGCCUGCCUCUGAUGGAGUGUGUACAGAUGACUCAAGAGGUCCAGAAGGCCAUGGAUGAGAAACGGUUCGAGGAGGCAGUUAGGCUUCGGGGCAGGAGUUUCGAAAACAACCUGAAGACAUACAAACUGCUGGCUCAUCGUAAACCAGAAUCCGAACUGCCAGUUAGCAACUUCAAUGUGGCGGUGUUGAAUGUUGGUGCCCCUGCAGCUGGCAUGAAUGCUGCAGUUCGUUCAGCCAUCAGGGUGGGCAUCUCUGAGGGGCACAAGAUGUUUGCGGUCAGUGAUGGGUUCGAGGGAUUCUCCAAAGGACAGAUUAAGGAGAUUAAAUGGGCUGAUGUUGGUGGAUGGACGGGACAAGGUGGAUCUCUGCUUGGAACCAAAAGAACACUUCCUGCAAAGCAUAUUGAUAAAAUUGCUGAGCAGAUGCAGAAGCACAACAUUAAUGCACUGCUAAUUGUUGGCGGAUUUGAGGCCUUCCUGUCACUGCUGGAAUUGUUAACGGCUCGCGGGAAAUAUGACGAGUUCUGUGUGCCCAUGGUCAUGGUCCCAGCCACUGUCUCCAAUAAUGUGCCAGGCUCAGACCUCAGCAUUGGCGCUGACACGGCUCUGAACGCCAUCACUACUACUUGUGACCGCAUCAAGCAGUCGGCCAGCGGGACCAAGAGACGAGUGUUCAUUAUUGAGACCAUGGGAGGCUACUGUGGCUACCUGGCCAGUGUAGGAGGCCUGGCUGCUGGAGCUGAUGCUGCCUACAUCUAUGAGGAGCCAUUUGACAUCAGAGACCUGCAGGCCAAUGUUGAACACUUGACAGAGAAAAUGAAGACCAGCAUUCAGAGAGGACUGGUUCUCAGGAACGAGAACAGUAAUGAGAACUACACUACAGACUUUAUCUACCAGCUGUACUCUGAAGAAGGGAAGGGAGUGUUUGACUCCAGGAAGAAUGUGCUGGGACACAUGCAGCAGGGAGGAGCACCGUCUCCGUUUGACCGCAACUUUGGGACCAAGAUCUCCGCCAAGGCGAUGCAGUGGGUUACUAAAAAGCUAGUGGAGACAUUCAGACAUGAUGAAGGCCGAGUGUUUGCUAACGGUGAGGAUUCCUGCUGCCUGCUGGGGAUGCGUCGCAGGGCUCUGGUCUUCCAGCCAGUUGUACAACUCAAGGACCAGACUGACUUUGUUCACAGGAUCCCUAAGGAGCAGUGGUGGUUGAAGCUGCGUCCUCUGAUGAAGAUCCUGGCUAAGUACAAGACGAGCUACGACGUCUCAGACUCUGGACAGCUGGAGCAUGUUGUACGCAACCGGCCUAAAGAAUCGGACGCUUCAGUAGCAAUGUGAAGGCCUGUACAUCUUGCGGCCUGCAACGUCCGGUCUCUGUGUCAGACUGAAAGUCUGUGAGGCGUCAGUUGGUGUGUUGUAAAAGAGCUCCAGUAACGUCAAUGUCAACUGCAGUUUCUGUUUGGCCACAUACCAUGUCAUUUCCCUUUCAGUGUCACUCCUCUCUGUUUUGUCUUGACAAAGUCAUGAACUGUAACCUUGCCUCUGCUGUGUUUCUAACAUCAAACACACACAUGCUCUCACACACAUAGAAACAGCUGACCUGCCAUACAUUUGUGUGUCCUUGUUGCCCCGGAUGUUUAGUGUCAUCAUUGUUUUUAAAUUGCACUUUCUCUGUAUGCGGUUGUUUAGGCAGGCUCUGAGACCAGAGCUGCACGAGGACUGAAUAGACUCUGAUGUAAAAACCAGUUUGUGUGUGUGUGUGUAUCUGCCUAGAACCAGUGUGAGGUUCAGCAUAUUUAUGUGAGACUGAUGCAAUACAGUUGUACUGCUGCAAUUCAAGAGAACUGCUUGCUGUGCUUUACACUGAAACUAAUACUGAUAUUUUUAACAUUGUUGAUUUUGCUUGUAAACAUGGAUAUAUUAUUAACUGUAGGCACUGCUAUACUGAAUAGCUGUAUAUUCAUGUCAUAUUGCACCAACAAGUUAGAUGUGUAAGAGACUGUUUCCCACAGAAUAAAAAUCUGAUUUGA
Messenger RNA from Micropterus dolomieu (smallmouth bass), 3274 nucleotides. It is a transcript of the gene pfkpa, whose product is annotated as phosphofructokinase, platelet a. Gene Ontology annotation, biological process: fructose 6-phosphate metabolic process; fructose 1,6-bisphosphate metabolic process; canonical glycolysis. The coding region runs from base 210 to 2582 and encodes 790 amino acids. The record is from RefSeq and is a predicted model, not a curated record. Lineage: Eukaryota; Metazoa; Chordata; Actinopteri; Centrarchiformes; Centrarchidae. Gene Ontology annotation, cellular component: cytoplasm; 6-phosphofructokinase complex; membrane. The transcript is spliced from 23 exons. Gene Ontology annotation, molecular function: fructose-6-phosphate binding; identical protein binding; AMP binding.